AUGUCAGACUAUAGUUCAAAUACUGUUAAUCAAUUGAAGGAAAUCUUGGAAUCCAGAGGAUUGCCAACCACUGGUAAAAAGGCUGACUUAGUUGAAAGAUUAGUUGAAGCUGAUAAAUCUGGUGAAGUUGAAGAAGAAUCUAAACCAGAAGAAACCACUGAGGCUACUGAAACUCCAGUGGAGGAACCUCAAGAAGCUACUGAAGAAUCUGAAGAAUCUGCACCAGUUGAAGCUGAAGAAACCAAACCAGAGCCACCUAAAAAAAUGACUCCAGAAGAAAGAAAACAAUUAGCUGUUGAAUUAUUGAAUAAAAAAAUUCAAAGAGCUGAAAAGUUUGGUGAUGAAGCUUCAGCUGAAAACGCCAGAAAAGAUUUAUCAAGAGUUGAAAAAUUUGGUGUCGAACCAGGUACUGCUUUAGCUAAAGAAAUCGGUCUUGUUGAUAAUAGUUUCAAUAAUGGAUUAAGAGAUAAACCUUUCAGAAAAUUCAAGAGAGGUGGUUUCAAACAUCGUGGUGGAAGAGGUAAUCACCGUGGAGUUUCCAAACCUAGAUACAACAAUCGUAGAUGA
Yamadazyma jaroonii is the source of this 567-nucleotide messenger RNA. The record is from the annotation of a GenBank genome assembly. Lineage: Eukaryota; Fungi; Ascomycota; Pichiomycetes; Serinales; Debaryomycetaceae.